Messenger RNA from Pogonomyrmex barbatus (red harvester ant), 1377 nucleotides. RefSeq lists its product as uncharacterized. Lineage: Eukaryota; Metazoa; Arthropoda; Insecta; Hymenoptera; Formicidae. Gene Ontology annotation, biological process: regulation of DNA-templated transcription. Gene Ontology annotation, molecular function: DNA-binding transcription factor activity, RNA polymerase II-specific; RNA polymerase II cis-regulatory region sequence-specific DNA binding. The record is from RefSeq and is a predicted model, not a curated record.
AAUGCAGUCCGAUUUAUAUAAUUACUGCAUAUGUGUACAGCAAAUUUAUUUAAAAUAUAUGAAUGAUUAAUCCAAAAUUUGCGUUUUUUCCGAAUUGUUAUUCAGUUAACUUAUCCUCUAAUUACGCACUUGACUUUGUUCAAAACUCACUUGUUCAAUCAGGUAAGUCACCAUCAAUUAAUUAUCCUGCAUAAUUAAUUAUGGUAUUGAUACGCAUUCUUUUUUAGGUGAUGCAUUAUGAAAAGCCGCGCUUUCGCCGAUAUUUAAUACGUUCUUUAGCAAAUCUCCGCAGACUUCUAAUCACAAUUAGGAAGAAUGGCAGAUCCGUUGAACGUUGAAUCCAAUGCCCAGAAAUCCUUUGCCAAAGUCGAAUGUGAAAAAAGGAGGAAAAACGAAAAGUCGAGCGUAAUAACAGAGUGUGAAGAAUUGUUAACGGAAUACAAGGAGAAAUCGGAGAAUGUAAACGCGAAUCUAACAACGGAGCUUGGUUCGCGUACCGAAGAGAAUCGACCGACUAGAAGGGAAACGACGUGCCUAGAGUGCGACCAUUGUCGCCGCAAGUUCCUGAAGAAGAGCAACCUCGCCGAACACCUGAAACAGCACAGGCACAAGUGCUCCGAUUGUCCCAAGACCUUUAGCCUUCGGCGUUAUCUGGUCUCUCACGUUGAGAAGAGCCAUCAGCAGCAAAUGUACGAAUGCAGCGUGUGCAAGUACAAAAGCAACAACAAGGGCACCCUGAAGAAUCAUUAUAUUCGGCUGCAUACAAGCAAUUACGAUUACGCGUGCGACACGUGCGGCAAGCAGUUCAAGAUAAAGAAGGCUUUGAAUCACCACGUGAAACAGAACCACAGCGAGGCUCCGCCGAUCGUGUGCGACGUCUGCGGUCACUUCAGCAAGAAUCUCCAUGCUCUCAAGGCUCACAUGAAAUAUAGGCACUAUAAGCCGGAGUUCGUCUGCCAGAUAUGUCGACGGGGUAUGACCACUCAAGAGAACCUGCGGCGGCAUCUCAUGUGGCACGAAACCAGAGAGAAGGUACUCUGUCCGACGUGUGGCAAGAGGUUCCGAGGGCGCGACCUCGAUUCGCAUAUGAGAGUGCACACCGGGGUGAAAGCGUUUCCCUGUCCUGUCUGCGGAAAGACGUUUCGACGGCAAACUGCUCAGGAGCAGCACGUGUUGAUUCACACCGGAAAGAGACCUUACAUUUGCGAUAUUUGCGGGCAAGCGUUCGCCCAAAAGCCCGGCCUAAUUUGCCACAGAAAAAGACAUCCCGGCCCGCUGCCACCGCUACCUGUAGUUUCCAUCAAAAACAUUGUUACGGAAUUCACAAAAGAGUACGCCACGAAAAACGCGGUCACAAAGACUGAAUAAAAUGCCCAA